GAUUGGUCUGUCGGUGGAAUAAGCAGCUAGACACAAGCCGCAAAGGAGGAUAAUUUCUGGUUUUAUUUUGCACGGAGGGAAAAGUUAGUCGAUAAGCCUUUCACUAGAAGGAAAUGAUACAGUAGGACGGCUUUUUCUGACAAAUCAGCAUAAUGUCGGGGAACAGCUUGGUUCUGCCUAUCGUGCUGUGGGGCCGCACGGCUCCCACCCACUGCAUCAGCAGUCUGCUGGUGAUGGAUGACUUCAGCACCAUCAUCACCGGCUGCCAUGAUGGACAGAUCUGCCUGUGGGACAUGACACCUGAGCUGGAGAUUUGUCCCAGGGCCAUGUUGUUUGGUCACACAGCCUCCAUCACCUGUCUGUCUAAAGCCAGUGCGUGCAAUGACAAACAGUACAUCGUCAGUGCAUCAGAGAGUGGAGAGAUGUGUUUAUGGGAUGUGAAUGAUGGACGUUGUAUUGAGUUCACCAAGCUGGCCUGCGCCCACACCGGCAUACAGUUCUAUCAGUUCACCAUUGGCACUCAGAGGGAGGGACGUCUACUUUGUAACGGCCAUUACCCAGAAAUCCUUGUGGUGGACGCCACCAGCCUGGAGGUCCUGUACUCGCUGGUGUCGAAGAUCUCUCCUGACUGGAUCAGCUCCAUGAGCAUCAUCCGAUCCCACCGAACACAAGAGGACACGGUGGUGGCAGUUUCAGUGACGGGGAUUUUGAAGGUCUGGAUCAUCACAGCUGAGGUCAGCAAGAUGCAGGACCUGGACCCUGUGUUUGAAGAAGAGUCCAAACCCAUCUACUGUCAGGGCUGUCAGAGUAUUUCCUUCUGUACCUUCACUCAGAGCAGCCUGCUGGUCGUCUGCUCCAAGUACUGGAGGGUGUUUGAUGCAGGUGACUACUCGCUGCUCUGCUCAGUGGCCAGUGACAACGACCAGGCCUGGACCGGAGGAGAGUUCAUCGCCGCGGACAAAGUCAUCAUCUGGACCGAAGACGGCUGCAGUUACAUCUACAAGCUGCCCGCCAGCUGUCUGCCUGCUAGUGAACAUUUCCGCAGCGAUGUUGGGAAAACCAAAGAAGGCUCCAUCCCUCCGCUGAUCUACAGCUUUGCAGGCCACUCAGAUAAACAGCUCCUGAUCUGUCCUCCUGUGACUCGGUUCUUCUUUGGCCGACGGGAGCCCUUCCAUAAGCUGCUGAUCCAGGGGGACUCAGCGGGCAGACUGUCCCUGUGGAGCAUCCCAGACACCUCGCCUGUGCAUCUGCCGUCCACCUCUGCAGAGCUGCAGGUGUCAUCCACCAUCAGUCUCCAGGAGGCGUUUGAUAAGUUGACCCCGGUGUCUGCAGGGAUCAUUGACCAGCUCAGUGUCCUGCCUGGAAAAGAAGAGCCCAUCAAGGUGACAGCCAGCGUGUACAUCCCCUCUCAGGGUCGCCUGGUGUGCGGGAGGGAGGACGGCAGCAUCAUCCUGGUUCCCGCCACUCAGACUGCCAUUGUCCAGCUGCUGCAGGGGGAGCACAUGCUCAGGAGAGGCUGGCCGCCUCAUCGUACCCUGCGAGGUCACCGCAACAAGGUGACGUGCGUCCUGUAUCCGUACCAGAUCUCCCCUCGCUACGACCAGCGCUCGCUGGUGUCCGGGGGAGUGGACUUCUCUGUCAUCGUCUGGGACAUUUUCACCGGAGAGAUGAAGCACAUUUUCUGCGUCCACGGAGGAGAGAUCACCCAGCUCAUCGUCCCGCCUGAAAACUGCAGCACUCGGGUGCAGCACUGCGUCUGCUCUGUGGCGAGCGACCACUCCGUCGGCCUGCUCAGUCUCAGGGAGAGGAAGUGCAUCAUGCUGGCGUCGCGACACCUCUUCCCCAUCCAGGUCAUCAAGUGGCGUCCGGCAGAUGACUACCUGGUGGUCGGAUGCUCAGAUGGCUCUGUCUACGUCUGGCAGAUGGACACAGGAGCCCUGGACCGCUGUGUGAUGGGUAUAACGGCAGUAGAGAUCCUGAAUGCCUGUGAUGAGCUGGCUCCGGCCACUGUGGACGCUCUUAGCCACUCAGCCGUGAACCUGAAGCAGGCGAUGACUCGCCGCAGCCUGGCGGCACUGAAGAACAUGGCCCAGCACAAACUGCAGACGCUCGCCACCAACCUGCUGGCUGCAGACAACGCUGACAAGGGCAACCUGCCGAAAUACUCCCACAAUGCCCUGGUGGUCCAGGCGAUGAAGACCAACCUGACAGAUCCAGACAUGCAUGUGCUGUUCUUUGACGUGGAGGCGGUGAUCAUCCAGCUGCUGACGGAGGAAGCCCAGAGACCGAACCCCACGCUGGUGUCUCCAGAGACGCUGCAGAAGAGCCAGGCUGGAGGUGACAAGGGGGGGUCGUUCCUGGCCAACAAGAUCUUCAAACAGGUGAAGGAGACAAUGAAGGAGACCAUCAAGGAGCACCUGCUGGACGAAGACGAAGAGGAGGAGGAGGAGCUAAGGAGGCGAGAGGAGAAGUCCAAGUCUCUGAGUCUGCUGGAGUACAACUUGACGAUGGACACGGCCAAACUCUUCAUGUCCUGCCUACACGCCUGGGGCCUCAACGAACAGCUGGACGGCAUCUGUCUGGAGCGACUGGGCAUGCUCAGACCGCACUGCCCCAUCUCCUUCGGCCUGAUCUCCAGAGGAGGUCACAUGUCGCUCAUGCUGCCCACCUUCAAGGAGUCCUUGCUGCGGCAGUUGUCCCUGGCAACGGGUCUGAAGCUGACUCUGACGGACAUCGUCGGGAAGGGGACUUAUGGCGUGUCAAGGGCCGUCACCACACAGCAUCUCCUGUCUGUAAUUUCACUGGCCAACACUCUGAUGGGCAUGACCAACGCCACCUUUGUUGGAGAGCACAUGAAGAAAGCACCAGCCAGGCCUCCCAGACCAGGAGGAACCCCGGAGACUCCUCGCAGGACCCUGGCUGCCCCCCCUCAGCCUUCCAACCCGGCGCUACAGGCCCAGAUCAAACAAGGUUGGAGCCAGCUGGCGGCCAUGCACUGUGUGAUGCUCCCGGACCUCCUUGGACUGGACAAGUUCAGACCUCCUCUGCUGGAGAUGUUGGCGAGGAGAUGGCAGGACCGCUGUCUGGAGGUGCGAGAAGCUGCGCAAGCCCUCCUGUUGGCUGAGUUAAGAAGGAUUGGCCAAUCAGGACGUAAGGACACCAUCGACAUGUGGGCUCCCUACCUGCCUCAGUAUGUGGACACUGUCAGCUCCCCUGGGACAACCGCUGAGCCCUCCCCUCCAGCCCCGCCUCCACCUGAGGCUCAGCCAAUAGAAACCAAGGCUCCCGAGGAAGAACUGGACGUCACGGAUGAUGACAUCACAGCAGGCUGUCUGUCCAACCUUCCACCAAAUGCCAAGAAGAUCUCCAACUCGUACGAGGAGCGGCGCAAACAGGCCACCGCCAUCGUGCUGCUGGGCGUCAUCGGGGCUGAGUUCGGGGCUGAGAUCGAACCUCCAAAGGGAUCGGCACGGGCUCGGGCCGGUGGACAGGCACCUGAGGGCUUCGGACUGACGAGCGGAGGGUCAUCCAACUACUCACUGGCCAGACACACAUGUAAGGCGCUGACCUUCCUGCUGCUGCAGCCCCCCAGCCCCAAGCUGCCUCCCCACAGCACCAUCCGCCGCACAGCCAUCGAUCUGAUUGGCCGAGGCUUCACCGUCUGGGAGCCCUAUAUGGACGUGUCAGCGGUGCUCAUGGGACUGCUGGAGCUCUGUGCUGAUGCAGAGAAGCAGCUGGCCAAUAUCACCAUGGGUUUGCCCCUCAACCCGCCUGCAGACUCUGCUCGCUCAGCCCGCCAUGCGCUCUCCCUUAUCGCCACUGCCCGCCCGCCAGCCUUCAUCACCACGAUCGCAAGAGAGGUUCAUCGGUACAACGCAGCUCAGGCGAACUCUCAGUCCCAGCAGAACGUUCACACCACCACUCUGGCCAGAGCUAAGACUGAGAUACUGCGAGUGAUUGACAUCCUGAUAGAGAAGAUGCCAGGAGACGUGGUGGAUCUGCUGGUCGAGGUGAUGGAUAUCAUCAUGUACUGUAUUGAAGGUUCUCUGGUGAAGAAGAAAGGUCUGCAGGAGUGUUUCCCUGCUAUUUGCAAGUUCUACAUGGUCGGUUACUGUGACCGUAGUCACCGCAUCGCCGUCGGGGCUCGCCAGGGUUCAGUCGCCCUCUACGAUGUUCGCACUGGAAAAUGCCAGAACAUCCAUGGUCAUAAGGGUCCAAUCACUGCUGUGUCAUUCGCCCCUGACGGUCGUUACCUGGCAACGUACUCCAAUGCUGACAGCCACAUCUCCUUCUGGCAGAUGAACACCAGCCUGCUGGGCAGCAUUGGGAUGCUGAACUCGGCCCCUCAGCUCCGCUGCAUUAAGACCUACCAGGUUCCUCCCGUGCAGCCGGCGUCUCCGGGCUCCCAGAAUCACCUGAAGCUCGCCCGCCUCAUCUGGACCUCCAACCGAAACGUCAUCCUUAUGGCCCACGACGGCAAGGAGCACCGCUUCAUGGUCUAGGCCAAAUCUGCAUCUCCAGCUGAGCCCCCGUCGUCGCAUCCGACAGACCCGGACCUGUUCUAGGGUUUUUGCUCCAAGGCAGUGUCUGAAAUGCUGCAGCGUGGAUUCACUCAGUGGUCACUUUUAGCUUCAAAUGUGUAUGCUGAGCUGCUGAGUCUAAUUUCUGCACGAAAAUUUCACGUGAAGGCGUCAAACUGCAGCUUGGCCAGAAAAGUAAAAGCCCAGCUCAGGUCCGGGUUUGGCCUGGAUGCAGUUUUAUCUCCCGUACUGAUCGCUGUGAGGAAACUCACUCUCUAAUCUGUUAAAAAGCUGUGAUAGAAGGCUUGUUUACAUUCUAAGUUGCAUCGGUGUCUUUUUUCCUGUCAUUCCUAUUUAUUUGCUGUUUGUGCUGGAGGUCGUCUCGCCGCAGUUGCUGUUUAUUUAAAGUCAGCCUUUGACUUGCUGCCAGUUGACUUCCCACUUAGUUUUUAGUUUAUUACAGAGCUUAGUGAGAGCAUCUUAUUUUUAUUAAAUGCUUGUGACAUAAUGCAGGUGUUUGUGGAUCACUUUGCAGAAACAGUGAGUGGAACAUGGAUUUAACACACACACUCGAAAUGAAUCAUUUCCAUUUUCUGCUAGUGUGGGACUCAAAAAGUGAAAUAACCUAAAAUGAUAUAAUGACAUACAAUCUCAGUUGCUGGAAUGAAUUAUUUCUAGUUCUCCACUAUCCUGUUGAAGGCUUUGAUAAGCUCUCUGACAUGUCAGACAAGUACACACUUUUCAUAGUUCAACCUGCCCGUGUGUGUGUGAGUACUUUUAUUUUUGUGACACUUUGGAAGCUUUCCAUCCAUUCCACUUCCAGCGUCGUGUGUAUUUUCACAAACACACAUUCUCGCCUCGGACGACUCCUCCUAAAAGCCCUCAGACACAGCGUUCCUCACUGCAGGUGUUUCAGAACGCACCAAAACCGAAGCAUGCCAUUAUUUUGUUCAUAUUUUUAAGGGAUAACGGGGUGCGGGUCUGUGGCUCCUGAGGGCACUAAUUGGUAAUUAGCCAGUAAGUCUUCUUAAAGAUGUCUUCCUUCAUCGACUCUGAACUCCACAUCAGCUUUGUUCAGUCUCGCAGAGUUAGUUUUGUCGUGGUCCCCUCUGUCCUCAUGUCACUCAUUUCCCUCUGGCUUCUCUGGAGUUUCUGUCCCUCUCAGGAUGCCAGAACUCUCCUGGAGCUUCGUAUGUUUGAAGGAAAACAGCAGCAGCCUCCUUUCUUGCCUCGUUUUAACCCCUCUCUCGUAUUUUGGGGGGGAUUGUGUGUCUGUUUGUGAAUGAUGACACUUUAUACUUCACUGAUAGAUGUGAAGACUUCUCUUCUCUCAGAUCUCUUCAUCAUGCUCCCAUCUGACUUUAGGGAGGGGGUCUCUAGAUAUAAAUGUGUACAUAUACAGUAUAUAAUACACCAUCAGAAUUGCUGCAUAAUGUAGACUGUUAAUCUUGUACAGUGAGCUUUGACCCUGUCUGGUGUAGUUGUUGUGGCUAAUGUGACUGUCUGCCUGGCACUGACUACUUCUUCAAGUGGGUGAAUUUCCUUUUUUAGCCAGUUUAAAACUUUUUGUCCUUUCAUUUGAACAUUUUAUUACCUGCAACCACUUGGAAAAUGAGACUUUUUGCGUUUUCCUUUGGUUUUAACAAGAAGGAUCAACUGGCCUAGUUUACAGUGUUAAGGUGCAGCUAAAGGGGACAAAAAAAUGGAUAAGCCUUCUAGCAGUGAUACAUCAAGAAAAGCAAGAGAACACUGAAACGUGCCAGUUUUUUUUUUUUUGGUGGACAUCUUUGGUAGUUUGAUAGAGAUCUCGACUGUCCUUUUAUUGAGAGAAACAAAAGUCAUUAAUAGGACAUUUACAGUUUGUUAUACUUCUUGCAUCAUGAAAAAGAACUGCAUUCGUUCUCUUAAAUGUUGCUGACAUUCCUUAUUAAUCACAACAGGCAUGAAGUAGCUUCUUAGCCUGGAGCUAACACCACUUCUCAUAAGGGAGGCUAACAGCUUUAACAGCGUAGCCUGCUAAAGAGCAACUUAACAGCGGCUGAAAUGCUUCAGUGAUGUAGAAGUGUGCACAGACGUGCGUCAGUACACCGUGACAUCACUGGUAGGUGUGGCUUAGACGUUUUCCUGCUUGACUGUGGUUGGUGAUACGUUUUACCUUCAUGUUUUAAAAUGUUGUUGCUGUUUUAGUGCUCAGAGUUUUAUGCAGAAAGAGAAAUAUAUAAAGAGAUAUUUAUAGACUUUUGUGUCAGAAUCAGACUGAGUUGAUGUUUUUACUUUGAUUCUUGACUGUUUUACAUGCAAAUUUGACAUUUUUGGACACUUCAGGAGCUUUAAUUCUUUAUUUUCCACUCCUCUUCCUUCUCCUCCAUCCUUUCCUCAUCUCCUCUGUCCUCCCUCCUCUCCUUCCUCCAUCUCCUGUCAGUUUCGUUAGUGCUGUCAGAAAGCUUCUAACACUGUUACACACCUGUAAGCUCGAGCGUGUCAAAGCUUUUCACAAGUUCUUCAAAGGAAAAAAGCUCAUCAGAUGGGUUUCUGAAAACACACACACACACACACACACACACACACACACACACACACACACACACACACACACACACACACACGUCAAGUCCAGGAGGUCCAGACAGCUUUGAGAUCUUAAUCUUCCGUUUCCUCCACCACUCUUUACAGUUUGAGAAAAUCUGUUUUUGGCAGCCUCAUGGGGAGGAAAGGUGAGAAAAAUAAAGAAGGCAGAGAGGAAGAGUUGAAGAGUAAGUAACAAGUGAGGAAGAUCAGGUCAUCCACCCAGAAAAAGAAGCUUCUGGUGAAGGCAGUGGACCGAAAUGUCUAAAAGACCCCUCUGCUCUUUCUGCAAAUACAGCAACAUGGAAAAAAUAAGACAACGUGUGGCACAGUUACAGAAAACUGCAGAUAAGUUUGAGAAGCUGAUCUUUGCAGCACAGUUAAGAGGAUGUAAAUGUAUUAUUCAUUUUGAUUUAAUCAUGUAUUUAGUGUUUAUACAGUAAAUCUACAUAUUUAAGAGUGUGUGUGUGAUAUAGUGCAUGUAUAAAAUCUUCCCUUGUCCUAACACAGAGCAGGUUGGAUCUACUGUGCAUCUUCUAAACAACGUGUGUUCUGUUCAGAUGUGUUGUUGUUGUUGUUGUUGUUGACUUUGUGUCUAAUAAAGAUGAAAAUGAGAC
This is a messenger RNA of Chelmon rostratus (copperband butterflyfish), 7702 nucleotides long. RefSeq names its product WD repeat-containing protein 7. The transcript is spliced from 30 exons. Gene Ontology annotation, cellular component: cytoplasm. The record is from RefSeq and is a predicted model, not a curated record. Lineage: Eukaryota; Metazoa; Chordata; Actinopteri; Chaetodontiformes; Chaetodontidae. The coding region runs from base 153 to 4502 and encodes 1449 amino acids. Gene Ontology annotation, molecular function: protein binding.